GUUGCCUAGCAACGGACGGGGAUGCAUGCCUGCCCUGGGACCGGGUGGGCUCAUGGAGCUCUGGUCUCAGCCGCUGCGUGUCCACGAGCCUCCGCGAUCUAGGAAAACUUUGGGGUAUCUCAGAGUUGAGGUGUCCACCCCGGGGCAGCUGGAACCAGCGAUGCGCCCCAGGGGAUAAGGGGAAGACCAUGGGGUCUCACCCCCGUCCCCCAGGGACUGCGGGAUCCCAACCAGGAAAGUCGGUGCGCACCUGCGAGCUUCUGGAUGACAGCGCCUAGACCAAAUCGCUCCCCAAGUUUCUUCAGCAAGUCCUCACAUUCAGUGGAUGAGGCAGUUCAAACCCCGCGUGGAUCCAGACAGUGAUUUUGUGGAUGCCAAUCCCGCACCUUACAGCCUGGAGGAAUUAGCUCCUCCCCGCGUCUGCUACAGCCCCAGCAGCCCCGUGCAGAUUCUAGAAGAGCCUGCCUACUUCUACCCAGACUUGCAGCUCUAUUCAGGGAGGCAUGAGGCAUCUACUCUGACAGUGGAGGCAAGCGGAGGCCUGAGGGGGAAAAACGCGGAGGACCCUCUCUCCAACUUCCACUCCCCGAACUUCCUGAGGCCCCCCGAGGUGGAGAUGAGAGGUUCUGAGGAUGUGGCCGCUGGAACAGUGUUACAGCGGCUGAUCCAGGAGCAGCUGCGCUAUGGCACCCCGACUGAGAACAUGAACCUGCUGGCCAUUCAGCACCAGGCCACGGGGAGUGCAGGGCCAGCUCACGCCACCAACAACUUUUCUUCCACGGAAACCCUCCCUCAAGAAGACCCACAAAUGGUCUUCCAGUCAGCCCGCCAGGAGCCGCAGGGUCAAGAGCACCAGGGGGACAAUACGGUGAUGGAGAAGCAGGUCCGCUCCACUCAGCCUCAACAGAACGACGAGGAGUUGCCCACAUACGAGGAAGCCAAGGCCCAGUCUCAGUUCUUCAGGGGACAGCAGCAGCAGCAGCAGCAGCAACAGCAGCAACAGCAGCAGCAGCAGCAGCAAGCACAGGGGCCCCUUGGCCACACUUACUACAUGGCCGGAGGUACCAGUCAGAAGUCCCGCACAGAGGGGAGGCCCACAGUGAACCGGGCCAACAGUGGACAGGCACACAAGGAUGAGGCCCUGAAAGAACUCAAGCAGGGCCACGUCCGAUCCCUCAGCGAGAGGAUCAUGCAGCUGUCACUGGAGAGGAACGGAGCUAAGCAGCACCUCCCCAGCUCAGGCAAUGGAAAGGCCUUUAAAGCUGGAGGAGGGCCAUCCCCAGCCCAGCCCGCCUGUAAAGCACUGGACCCUCGUGGUCCUCCACCCGAAUACCCCUUCAAGACGAAGCCAAUGAUGCCCCCAGUCAGCAAAAACCAAGACCACGGACUGUACUACAGUGACCAGCACCCUGGAGUGCUCCACGAGAUGGUCAAACCCUACCCUGCACCUCAGCCCGCGAGAACAGAAGUGGCCGUCUUGAGGUAUCAGCCACCCCCAGAGUAUGGGGUCACCAGCCGGCCAUGCCAGCUUCCUUUUCCAUCCACGGUGCAGCAGCACAGCCCCAUGUCCUCUCAGACUUCCUCCGUCAGCGGACCACUGCACUCUGUCUCCCUGCCUCUUCCCCUUCCGAUGAGCCUGGCUGCUGCUCCACAGCCUCCCCCCGCCUCCCCCAGCCAGCCGCUUGGACCAGAUGCCUUUGCAAUCGUGGAGCGAGCCCAACAGAUGGUGGAGAUCCUCACGGAGGAGAACCGCGUGCUUCACCAGGAGCUUCAGGGCUGCUAUGACAACGCCGACAAGCUUCACAAGUUUGAAAAAGAGCUGCAGAGGAUCUCAGAAGCCUAUGAGAGCUUGGUCAAGUCCACCAGCAAGCGUGAGUCUCUCGACAAGGCAAUGAGAAACAAGCUGGAAGGCGAGAUCCGGAGACUUCAUGACUUCAACAGAGAUCUCCGAGAUCGACUGGAGACAGCCAACAGGCAGCUGUCCAGCAGGGACUAUGACGGGCACGAAGACAAAGCCGCAGAGGGCCAGUACAUGUCCCAGAACAAAGAAUUCUUGAAGGAAAAGGAAAAGUUGGAAAUGGAGUUGGCAGCAGUGCGGAAUGCAAGCGAGGACCAUCGGAGGCAUAUUGAGAUCCUGGACCAGGCUUUGAGCAAUGCCCAGGCCAGAGUCAUCAAGCUGGAGGAAGAGCUACGAGAGAAGCAAGCCUAUGUGGAGAAGGUUGAGAAGCUGCAGCAGGCCCUGACCCAGCUGCAGUCUGCAUGCGAGAAGCGGGAGCAGAUGGAACGCAGGCUGCGGACCUGGCUGGAAAGGGAGUUGGAUGCUCUGCGGACCCAGCAGAAACAUGGAAAUGGCCAGCCAGCCAGUCUCCCAGAAUAUAAUGCCCCUGCCCUCAUGGAACUUGUACGGGAGAAGGAGGAGCGGAUUCUAGCCCUGGAGGCCGAUAUGACCAAAUGGGAGCAGAAAUACCUGGAAGAAAGCACCAUACGGCACUUUGCCAUGAGUGCUGCUGCCGCUGCCACAGCUGAGAGGGACACCACCAUCAUCAACCACUCGAGGAACGGCUCCUAUGGUGAGAGCUCGCUGGAGGCCCACAUCUGGCCAGAGGACGAGGAGGUGGUGCAGGCCAACAGGAGGUGUCAGGACAUGGAGUACACAAUAAAAAACCUCCAUGCUAAAAUCAUAGAGAAGGAUGCCAUGAUAAAGGUCCUUCAGCAACGAUCCCGUAAGGAUGCUGGGAAGACAGACUCUUCCAGCCUGCGGCCUGCCCGCUCUGUCCCAUCCAUUGCUGCAGCCACUGGGACACAUUCCCGCCAGACUUCACUCACCAGCAGCCAGCUGGUGGAAGAGAAGAAGGAAGAGAAGACCUGGAAAGGGAGUAUAGGAUUCCUGCUGGGGAAGGAGCACCAGGGACAGGCGUCUGCCCCCCUGCUGCCCACCACACCCGCCUCUGCACUGUCCCCGCCGGCUUCCACCGCGUCGGCCAGCAGCACCCACGCCAAGACAGGCAGCAAGGACAGUAGCACGCAGACCGAUAAGAGCACUGAUCUCUUCUGGCCCAGCACGGCUUCUCUCCCCAGCCGUGGCCGACUGAGCACUGCCCCUUCCAACAGCCCCAUACUGAAGCAUCCAGCUGCCAAAGGAACCAUGGAGAAACUGGAGAGCUCUCCUGGUCACGGGAAGUCGACAGACCACAGAGGCCGUGUUAGCAGCUUGUUGCACAAGCCUGAAUUCCCGGAUGGGGAGAUGAUGGAAGUGCUCAUCUAGCCUCGUCCUGUGGAGUUUCACACCAGCGUGCUGUCAGGAAAGAUGGCUGGAAGACGAGAAGAGCUAGAUGGAAAACCAGGACAGGUGUGAACACUUCAUAAUGUUACAAACCGCCGGCUCGCAGGACUGCAGAGAGGGGGAAGGAAGAUGCGUGCAGACUUGGAAGCAGAAUUGAGAAGAAAUAGGAGUGGGAUUUUCCAUUGUAGAGAAGUUGUAUGUCUUGGGGAGGCUCCAUACGUUCCCCCAUUCUUGGCUUAUAAACAGAUGAAGAAGAGUUGGGCCUUCCUUGGAAUUCCCUUUGCCUCUUAGCAGGUUUGUUCCAAGAAGAAUCUGCUAGAAAUCCUGAACACCUAUCUUGGCAUAAUGUGGUGUUUCUGUGCCAUCAUGGGUCUCACACACAUGUGUGCAUAUGUGUGCGUGUGUGUAUGUAUUGUGUGUGUGUGUGUGUGUGCCUGCCCUUUGAAGAUGCAUCCAGGGUAAUGGGGAAUUCCACAGGCAAGUUUUGUCACCUACUUGGCUGUUUGGUUUGUGAUCUCAGUGUGAAGUUUUGCUUGUCUGGAUUGAGUGGUAUUUCUGACAGGAUGGGAGUGUGGUGACCGUGGUCCUCACCUACCCUAACUUCUAGGAACUUGUUUGUCUCUGCUCUACUUCCUUACUUUCUUUUGUUGUAUUUUUUUCUGUUUACUGAGACAUAGCAGAUUUCCUCACAUGUGGGACUUAGGAGACUGUCGUCUUUGCUGUGGUGUCCACCUCAUGCUGGCACCCUGGUUGCUCCACCCUCCUCUUUGCUUAGCUAAAGUGCGGCUGUUAAUCUCACUGUGAGCCAGGGAGGCCUGGAUGAGGUGGAGCAGGAAUCCAUGAGCCAUUGACAUCACAUCAUGCCUCUGCUUGGAUUUUUCACUCCCAUCCCUUCUCUUGAAAGAAGCUUGACAGUUCCACCCCACGGCCCCUUUGGGAAGACUUCAGUAUGAACCGGUGCUGCGGGUACCCAAUGGUGGCUUACACAAAGUUUUUCAGGCAGCUCCCAAGAUCUCACCAGGCCACCUGGGCCACUUUCUCAUAUUUGAGGCUUUCAGGUCUGUUCAUUGCUCUCCCUUGGUUGCUGUUGGUAAGCAAACAGCUUCCUGAUCAUUUUUCUUUCCUGUGAACUUGCUGUGUAACCCAAGAUUAGUUGAUGCGCAGUGUGGCCAGUGUCUUACAAGGGACACAGCUUACCUAGGUGAGGCAGCAGAGUCAUGGAAAUGAGCCACCGUGAGUGAGGGCCAGGCCCCUGAGGAUGCUACCACUGUCAGGUCUCAUGUGCAUUGCUGUGGACACUGGCUGCCUGCAGAGCACAGGAGAAGCUGUCCGGGGCACAGAUGGCCCUUCAGGCUCCCGGACUAUCCCCAAGCUCAGGAGGAUUUGUUUUCCAAGUCCAUUUCCUCAUCACUACUUCUCCCUCAAGGGAAGAAAGAAAAGCGGUAUGUCUGUGAUUCUUCACCGCAGCACUGAAGGACUGUGUGCAUGGGGAGCUCUGCUCGGGCCAUUUGUUCCAGGACUUGUCCCCAGGGCAAAACCUGGGUGAAAUGAUGACCUCCCAGGCUCAUGGAUUGUGAGAGGUGUAGCCUGGAGAACAGCUCAGAACAGAAGAGGAGAGCAGAGGAGAUGCCUGUGGUCUUGUCCAAUACCUGAGCCAUCUGAUAGGACAAAGGUGGGGCUGAGCUCUCCACGCUCCGCUGGGCAGUGGGCACCAGGCUUAGAGCUGCCACCCUCUCCUUUCCUCUGCGGUCUCACAUCUCUGGCAGCCUGGGUGCUGAGCUUGCCCUGUGUGCUAUGGGGAGGGGCGAGAGACAGUGUAGGGGAGUUUGUCAGCUGAGAGGGACCAGAGGAUGGAUGCCCGUGGGAGUAGGGACCGUUUUAGAUAGGGCAUGGAGUUGAUGGCAACUAACUCUCUUAAGAGCAUAUUGUCUCCAAUCAAUGCUGGAGACAAAGCGGAAAGGAAAGUUAGGGAGGUCUUCAGCCCUGUACUAUGUCUAAACCCCCUAAAAUUAGGCUGUCUCCCAGCAUAGGGGUGAAGCACGGCCCAGUUUACUCAAAGUCUAGUCUGAGUGUUCCAGGCAUACUGCACACUUGGAUGGAUGAUCUCUGUUCCAGCCAACUGUCAACAUUUCAGUUGUCAAAACACAAAAGGGACACGGGCAGUUUGGGGCUUCAAUUCCAUGAGUACUGUGGCUUUUUCCAAGACUCCAUGUUGAGAGAGAGGCUAUGGCUUUAAGGCCGAGGCCUUCAGUCUUCCAUUGCGUAAUUCUUUGAAACCUACAGGACAGAGGAGCUAUAGUACAGCCAUUGCAAGCUCUGAGGUGUUCAUAGGAGCUGAUCUCACUUGACCCUGAGAACAGUGUUCAAGGACCAGAAACAGUGCCUGUAACUGGUCCCUAAGCAUCAGGGGCACAAGACCAGGUUGACGCUCCUGGUUGCACACACAGACACAGAAACUGGACCCAAGAGGCUUACAGCUCAUCUCCAACCUUUCAAGCAGAUGCGAGGCUUUAGAGACGUAGGAGUCUCAACCACAGGCUGCGCAGUCUUGAGCAUGAUAUGCGGAGCUGUGCCUCAUGCUUUGUGGCCCCAUGUGUGAUACUUGUGUGCACACAGGGACACUGCCACACCUCUUGGGGCCUGAGAACAGGACUAAGCCCAAACCACCUGUUGCUAUCAAGCCCAGCAUUCUCAGAUGCGGACAGAAGUCUUCACGUUCUGUCAAAAGCACACCCUUCACAGAGCAGCGGUCUAGCUUCAGGUCUCCCAAGGGCGUCUGGCCGUAGAACCUGAGACUUGACAGCAUCCUGCUUUGUCCUGGAGAGGGCAGUGCGGUGACGUCUGCGUGUCUCCAGGUAUCGUGUGGGAAGUGAGGGAUAUUGGUCAGGUCUCUGCCACUGUGGUUUCAUUAAGUAGAUGAUUCUGUAUGUAAGAACUCUUCCUGUCUGGAGGUCCAUAGCACUAAGCUGCCAGGAAAAACACAGUAAUUUCCAAAGAAUUAAGAGUGAGCUGAACACUUGGCAUUGUUCUCUGUUUCCCAGAAGGUGGUGCCGUCGGCUGUAGUGUCCGGCAUGUCUCCACUGUGCCUCCAGGGUGGGGCUGCCUAGUCUGCCCCAGCUUUCCUUAGGAGUGGGGAAGGGAUUGGUAGGAUCAGUCCUGCAGAGGCCUCUUUCUUUGGAGCCCAUGUAGCCUGACCUUUUGUUUUGAGUAGAUUUCAAGAAAGUUGCUCCAAGUGAGUUCUGGCCUCAGAACAGAGAAUCCAGUGUUCUACCCUCAGGAAAGAAGCUCCGGUGCCCCCUGAAGAGAGGCAAGUGUCCUAUUUGCUGUCCCCUGCUUGGCCUUAGCCACCUGCACAUACUGAAUGUGGCUGAAGCUCCUCCUUCCAAGAGCUGAUGAGCUGAAUCCUCCCCUCUCUGCAACCUGUCAAGUCCCAGAGACUUGUGUGAAUGGUCAGAUGAGGCUGAAGUCCCGGAGACAGUGAAGAUGACAGUGACAACAAGGGACAUCCAGGCAGGUCUCUCCUGUGUGGGCUGCAGAGAGCUGUGCUGAGUGGGAGGGCUCGCUUUCCAAGCGUGAGGCCUCGUCUGCGCGAGUGGGUGCAGUCUUUCCCUGUGUUCUCCGGGUGGUCACACAUCCCUAUGAGGCAAAGGAGUCGCGUGGCCAUUGGAAGCAAGGUCUGACAAUGUUCUUAAAUGGUGAAGCCAGAGAAAUCCAGUAACUUCCCUGACAGCUGAGGCAGCCAGUCUCUUAAGUAUACACGUCGGCUUUCAUCCACUCUUUUCUAAUAGUUAAUGUGUUCUAGAUGUCUUUGGUUAAUGUGAGGAUUGUUUAAGGCAUUUGCUCAUGGGGUGGACCCAUGGGAAACAGGCUUCAGACAAACUUCCGAAGCCAGACAACCAGCAGUGUUUUCUCCUCUUCUCAGUAGUGUGGCCCUUUCUUGUUUAGUGACUUAAUGAUAUAUUACAAUAUGUAUAUGUAUAUGUAAGGGCAUACAUAUAAGGUGGAAUUCUUUUCCUAAUAUCCAGAAAGCCCUACUGUUUCCCAUGAGCUUUCUUCUUGGGAGGGCUGCAGGGCUCCCCAGGUCAAAUGCUGUUGAUUGUUCUAGUGGCAUGGCCUCCAGGGCCUGGCACAUUCCUCCGAUUCCCCGUGAGGUGAGAGGUCCUUGUCUUUUGAGAAUGGAUUUAAGUUUUGGAAAUAAUCCCAAGUCGUCCACAGGACAAGUAAAAGAACACAGAGGGCAAUUAAUCAGAAUAAGAGUUCCAGGGUCAGCGAGAGGACUCGAUAGAAAAGGGAUUGCCACCAAAGCCAAGGUUCCCCAGGACUCACAUGGCAGGAGGAGGGAACCAGCACACACACACACACACACACACACACACACACACACACACACACAGACUAUCAAGACAUGUAGAAGAGUCAUUUGUACACAUGACCCCUAGGGCCUUGUUUUCAAGCCCUUUUCUCUUGCCAGGCCUUAUGCGCUUCCAGCCCACUGCGAAUGCCACAGCCCUAAGUACAUAUUCAUUAGUGUGAACACCCAGUAGGGGUUCUGUAAAAUGGAGAUCUAAGUGCAUGUUAUUGUGUGUGCUGUGACUGAGGUGUGCGCUUUGCCCUCCCUCCGAGGCAGUGCAUAGCCAACAGCUUCUAGACUCAGCCACUCCAGUUCUGCUGCCUGUGUUGUGUUUACUCGUGACUCUGCCUGUUCUCACGCACACACCUGUGAGUAUUUAUUACCAAGCAGACGGGACAGACUUAUCCACAAUACUUAUAUUUGAAUGUUUUCUAGGAGGGCCAGUGGUGCCUCCUCCUCACUGAGGCACUGACAGAAUCGGUGUCAAACUCUGUGAAACAGGGCCAGCACAGGCACCAGCUCCAGCCUGACCGAGGGCCCUGAGGCCACUGUCCUUCCUGCUUGCCUUGUGUGUGUGUGGCUGUGAUUGUGUGUGUGUGUCCCUCCCCUGUUCUGGGGCAUGUGCCGCACUGCCCAGCAGGCCCUGGUGUUCACGUUUAUCUUUGGCAUCUUUGUGUCACUGGAUUAUAUUGAGAGGCGGUGUCCAGAUCCGUCCAGAUGUGUCCAUGUGCAGAGUGGGGAGUACCCGCUCAGCUGUGGUUGUGGAUACUGUUGGUCAGCCAAAGAUUCUCCUGUUCUUUGCUGCUUAAACUUCGUGCCUUAAUAUUGUAAAUAAUAAAUGGGUGGACAGAA
Microtus ochrogaster (prairie vole) is the source of this 8486-nucleotide messenger RNA. RefSeq names its product angiomotin like 1 (gene Amotl1). Gene Ontology annotation, biological process: hippo signaling; regulation of cell migration; actin cytoskeleton organization. Lineage: Eukaryota; Metazoa; Chordata; Mammalia; Rodentia; Cricetidae. Gene Ontology annotation, cellular component: plasma membrane; bicellular tight junction; cytoplasmic vesicle. The record is from RefSeq and is a predicted model, not a curated record.